AGCAUAUAUUAUUUUGUUAUUUUGGUAAUUUAUGAUAGGCUCAGGAAAAGGCUUUGCAGUCACUGGGGUCUCUUCAGGACAGGUAGCUGCAAGAAUCUCUGCAACGAAGCAUUUAAAAAUUAACCUGAUAUCUCAAAGUUCAUGAUGAAGCUGUGCAAUUUAUUUUCAUGACACAGAUUUGGUCCAACAUUUUUCUAAACUACUUAGCGUACUUUAUGAUUUCAGGGUAGCAAAGGAGAUUUAUUGCACUAUUUACUGCAGAAAUCGUAGAUCAUGAGGUCAGAAUUUGUUCACACUGAUUAUGUGAAUACCUGUCUGUGUGUGGGGGGGGCACCUGUGUGUAUAAUUGGCAGUAUAUUUAAAAGAGCUGCUUGCUUGUCUUGAUUUUCUUAUCUUCCUAUGUGGUUUAUAUCUCUUGAUGUAAAUGUCAUGAAAGAGGACAUGGUAGUUAUUAUUCUUUAAAGUGUCUGGAAAUAAUAAUGUCUUUCUUCUGACUCUUUGUGUCUUUCUUCUUUGUGCAGAUCAUGGAAGGAGGAGAACUACCUUGGCUUUUGGUAAAUGAAAUUGGUGGCAUAUGUGGGAUACUGCAUAGCCAUGUGCCAUUCCUGAAGAAACAUUUCCACCUCAUCACCAUGAAGGAAUUUCUUGAAAACAGAAAGGAUGUAGGUAAAAAGGUCCAAGCAAUCUAUUUGUGGUGGCACAAACCAGUCAUUGACAAAGAGCUCCUCCAGAGCAUGCCAAACUUGAAAGUGAUUGCAAAUUCAGGAGUGGGGAUGGAUCACCUGGAUCUGAAGCUUGUAGCUAGCUUUGGUGUGAAGAUGGCUAAUGCUCCACAUGCUGUUUCCACCACCACAGCAGAUACUGGGAUGGCUUUGCUGCUAGCAUCUGCUAGAAGACUAGUGGAAGCCCAUAACAUUUCCAUUUCUUCAAGUAUGGAGUACUGUGAAGCUGAUAUUCUGGGAGUUAAAGUUGCUGGAGCUACUCUGGGGAUCAUUGGCAUGGGCAGCAUUGGGUAUAAGAUUGCCCUGAGAGCCAAAGCAUUUGAAAUGAACAUUUUGUACCACAACAGGACACAGAGGAAAGUGCAAGAGGAGCAAGCUGUCGGUGCCACUUACUGCAAAACAAUAGACAGCUUGCUCCAGCAGGCAGAUUUUGUGAUGCUGGUAGUGAGCCUGACACCUCAGACAUGCAAGCUGAUCGGGAAAAGAGAGCUGGAGCUGAUGAAACCCACAGCUACCCUCAUUAACAUCAGCCGAGGUGCAGUAGUUGACCAAGAGGCGCUGGUGGCAGCUCUGCAAACUGGUGUUAUCCGGGCCGCGGCUUUGGAUGUCACCUCCCCAGAACCACUGCCCAGAGAUCAUCCAUUGUUAAAAUUAAAGAACGUCAUUAUAACACCUCACCUCGGCAUUAAAACAGACAAGGCCACGUACAUGAUAACAGAGGAAGCAGUUGAAAACAUACUAGCAGCCCUGAAUGGUCUCCCCCUACCCAGUGAAGUGCUCCCUAGCUGAUGUGCGAAAGGAUAUCACAUCUCUUUUCAUUCUUUUUCUCUUUUUAUUCUUAUCUUUCCCCUCUAUAUCAGCUCUAAAGAUCUUUUUAAAUACAAGAAUGUCCAUACACCUCACUAAAGCUUGGAAGGAAGCAGUUUGCCAUCCUCUCAGCUAUGUUUAUAUACUUUAUGUUGUCUAAUGCAAGUCCAAAAGACAAAUAAACCAAUACACGAA
Messenger RNA from Prinia subflava (tawny-flanked prinia), 1724 nucleotides. RefSeq names its product probable 2-ketogluconate reductase. Gene Ontology annotation, molecular function: NAD binding; oxidoreductase activity, acting on the CH-OH group of donors, NAD or NADP as acceptor. The record is from RefSeq and is a predicted model, not a curated record. The transcript is spliced from 5 exons. Bases 525 to 1511 code for a protein of 328 amino acids. NCBI's taxonomy places the organism in Eukaryota, Metazoa, Chordata, Aves, Passeriformes, Cisticolidae.